Messenger RNA from Lingula anatina, 1435 nucleotides. Its product is annotated as opine dehydrogenase. Gene Ontology annotation, molecular function: oxidoreductase activity. Lineage: Eukaryota; Metazoa; Brachiopoda; Lingulata; Lingulida; Lingulidae. The record is from RefSeq and is a predicted model, not a curated record.
GGAGAUGGUGGGUUUAGAGACAAAGACAGAAAAAAUGCAAGUUUUGCUUGACAUGAUAGCAUGCCCACCUAAAGACACAGUAAAAAAAAAUGGUGGGGGGAGCCCUAGAUCCAUCUUCGCAGGAAAAUCAACACAGGAGACACUGCGACAUAACCGGUUCAUCACGACAAAAUUAGCCACUCCACAACAUGUCUGACAAAUUCCAAGUGCUCGUUUGCGGGGGCGGCAAUGGUGCCCACGUGAUGGCCGGAUUAGCAGCCGCCAAACCUGACAUCGAGGCCAGAGUCCUCACACUCUUCGCUGAUGAGGCUGACCAGUGGUCAGAGAGCCUUAAAACCAACGACCUCACCGUACUCGUCAAAGGCUCUGAUGGUCAACCGGAUACUGCAAUAAAAUCCAAACCCAGUAUGGUGUCCAAAAAGCCGGAGGAGGUGGUACCAGGUUGCAAAAUGAUCAUCAUUGUUGUCCCGGCUUUUGCCCAUAACCUGUACUUGGAAGCUAUAAAACCCUACGUUGACCCUAAAUGUAUCAUACUAGGGGUCCCUGGACCAAGUUUCGACCACGCGGUCAGAGGAAUUUUGGGUGAAAAAGCCGAUACCGUGUUCAUUUUUGAAACGCUUCCAUGGGCCUGUCGGAUUAAGGAGUACGGGAAGGAAGUGGAGGUCCUUGGCAGCAAAGAAACUGUCUUAGUGGCCAUACAAGGUAGUUUGUCUACAGCCCCCAUUGGUCCUAUGGGGAAAAGCCCGGUGGAAACCCUCCAGUAUGUAUUGGGCGCCGCCCCGGUGCUUCACCUGGCGGGACAUCCCUUAUGCAUCACCUUAAUGGCCACACCUACACUUCAUUCUGCGAUCAUGUACGGCACGUGGACCAAUUGGGACGGCAAACCUUUGGAUAAAAUCCCGCUGUUCUACCAAGGGGUAAACGAAACCACAGCCCAGUUGAUCAGUGACCUGAGCGACGAAAAUCUCAAGGUGACAAAAGGUAUCAAACGUAAGCGCCCUGAUGUAGACUUGUCCCAAGUGAAGCACGUGUACGAUUGGUUCAUGACACGCUACACCAACGACGUCCAAGACAAGAGCUCUUUAAAGACAGUUCUACAAACGAACAACGCAUACGCAGGCCUAAAACACAGCAUGUUAGAGGUAGAACCAGGCAAAUUUGUACCAGAUUUUAGCCAUAGGUACAUUUCUGAAGACAUUCCCUUUGGGUUGGUGGUGACUAGAGGCGUAGCUGAGGUGGCAGGAAUAGAAACUCCAAUCAUGGACAAGAUUUUACUCUGGGCGCAAGAGAAACUGGGGAAAGAAUUUCUUGUAAAUGGAAAGAUGCAGGGAAAAGACAUCUAUUCAACUCAGUGUCCUCAGGCGUACGGCCUAAAAACUCUGGAUGAAGUUUUGGGGCACUGAACAUUGUGUGCCGCUUUAAAUAUAAUUAUCAC